Messenger RNA from Carlito syrichta (Philippine tarsier), 1017 nucleotides. RefSeq names its product sulfotransferase 1A1. The transcript has 7 exons. The coding region runs from base 22 to 903 and encodes 293 amino acids. Lineage: Eukaryota; Metazoa; Chordata; Mammalia; Primates; Tarsiidae. Gene Ontology annotation, cellular component: cytoplasm. Gene Ontology annotation, biological process: sulfation. Gene Ontology annotation, molecular function: sulfotransferase activity. The record is from RefSeq and is a predicted model, not a curated record.
UGUGGAACCUGACGCAGCAACAUGGAGCUGGUCCAGGACACCUCCCGCCCACCACUGGUGUAUGUGAAGGGGGUCCCGCUCGUCAAGUACUUUGCAGAGGGCCUGGGGUCGCUGGAGAGCUUCCAGGCCCAGCCUGAUGACCUGUUGAUCAGCACUUACCCAAAGGCAGGCACCACUUGGAUCAGCCACAUACUGGACAUGAUCUACCAGGGCGGCGACCUAGAGAAGUGUAACAGGGCCCCCAUCUUUAUUCGGGUGCCAUUCCUUGAGUUCUGUGCCCCAGGGGUUCCCUCAGGUAUGGAGACUCUGCAAGAUACACCAGCCCCACGGCUCAUCAAGACACACCUGCCCCUGGCCCUGCUCCCCCAGACUCUGUUGGAUCAGAAGGUCAAGGUGGUCUAUGUCGCCCGCAAUGCCAAGGAUGUGGCCGUCUCCUACUAUCAUUUCUACCGCAUGGCCAAGGUACACCCUGAGCCUGGCACCUGGGACAGCUUCCUGGAGAAGUUCAUGGCUGGAGAAGUGUCCCAUGGGUCCUGGUACCAGCACGUGCGGGAGUGGUGGGAGCUGAGUCGCACCCACCCUGUCCUCUACCUCUUCUAUGAGGACAUGAAGGAGAACCCCAAAAGGGAGAUUCUGAAGGUCUUGGAGUUUCUGGGGCGCUCCCUGCCAGAGGAGACCGUGGACCACAUCGUCCAGCACACGUCAUUCAAGGAGAUGAAGAAGAACCCUAUGUCUAACUAUGGCACCAUCCCCAUCAACCUCAUGGACCCCAACAUCUCCCCUUUCAUGAGGAAAGGUAUCACUGGAGACUGGAAAACCACCUUCACUGUGACCCAGAAUGAGCACUUCAACGCCGACUAUGCUGAGAAGAUGGCAGGCUGCGACCUCACCUUCCGCUCAUAGCUGUGGGGGGUGUUGCCUGGGAAGGUGUGGGGAGUGUUGCCUGGGAAGCCAAACCCUGAUUAUCCAAAGGGCAUGUGGGAAACAGGCCUGCUCCAUGGGCUUAAGAAUAAAAUG